CAUAAACACGAUGUAUACUUGCUAUUUGCUAUAGAGCUAUAGACUACUACUAUAGUCGUUUGCAGUUUAGCACAUUUUGUACAGCUGCACCGCCCGUUAUUUACUUAUGAAAACAGAUUUUCAAUUAUGAAAAUAAAUAAAUAUAAUUAUGAAAAUAAUAUAGCAAGUUUUGAAAAUUUGUCAUCAAAGGGUGUUAAAAGUGCAAUAAUUGUACUAUAGAUUGAAGUAUUAGGCACUUCUUUAACAAUAAGAUACUCAGAACUAUAAAUUUGAUUUAAAAAAAGAAAAAAAUGUUAACUUUGAAUUCUAAGUCUUCAAGUGUUGAAAAUAAGUUAUCUUCUGAAAUUAAUACAGUAUCUACUUCUGACACAGAAAAAGUUACUCCUUCAAAAACAACUAAGACAAAUAUUGUUGGCAAAAGACCUGGUCCAAAGUCUAAAACAUGUGUGCCACAGUUAAAAAUUGAAAAAAUGACUUCAAAUCUACUAAACAAAAAUGAAAUUAUUUCAAAACAAGCAAAUAAUAAUGAUGUUAUUGCUAAUUCCAAGGAUUCAGAUAUAUCAAAUACAUGUAAUGUUGAUACAACUGAUGCUAUUGAAGUAGAAUCCAAGAAAGUUGAUAUUAAUGCAACUCAGCUAAGUGAGAGCGGAAUUAAAGGUUUAAUUCCAUCUCUUAAAAAUGAAUCUAUCAUUAAAAUAGAUUCUAGUGCAUGUAUAAAAGAAAAUAACAAAGAUGGAAUAACUUCCAUAAAAACUGAUAAUGUUGUAGUAAAAAUAGAAAGUAAUGAAAUAAAACAAACUACAAUCUUAGGUAAUUUUGGUACUAAUGAAAAAUGUGUAUUUUUAGAAGAAUGUACUAAUCAUUUAGAUGAAGAGAAAAAUGAGAAUAUUGUAAUUAGAGCAAAAAAAGAUACACAAGAACUUAGAGAAGAGGAUGAUAAUAUUCAAGAUCAAGAAUUGGAUCAUGAAAUAUAUGAAGAAUUGGAUCAUGAAGUUGAUGAAGAAGAAACAAAUGAAAAUAGUGAUAGCUUUAAUCAAACUCAUAAUACAGUAAAGUCUGUUCAUGAACUUAACAAAGAUGAUAAUAAUGAAGAUUCUAUUAACUUGACGAUUGGAGAAGAUGAUAUUAAAUUAUUUGCUGAUGAGGAAGAUACAAAUAUUGAAAAAGAGGACGAAGCGAUUGAGAACCAUACCAUAGAAGAAACUUUAUCGAUCAAACAGCGUGAAUCUUGCCAUCCAGUUACUGCUAGUAGCAGAUCAACAACUGGUUCGGUCAAAAGCCGUCGUAGCACAACUGAAAAACGACCAUCUGUUGGAGAUAAAUCACGCAGUACCCGUAAAGAAGACAAGGACAUCAGCAAUGCAAAACCUCUUAUCAAUGUCAGUGUCUUCAAAGAUGAGAAGAAUGAAGUGGAGAAACAAUUUAAAGAUAAAGUGGAAGCAGACAAUAAGCAGAGUAAUGAUUCAAAGUCUCAGCAAAUAUCAAAUGACACAUCAAAGAAAAAUAAUUCAUCCUUGGUACGCAACAUUUGGGUUAGUGGUUUAUCAUCAAUUACUAAGGCUACUGAUUUAAAACAACUUUUUUCAAAAUAUGGAAAGGUGGUUGGUGCAAAAGUUGUUACAAAUGCCAAAACUCCAGGAGCUCGUUGUUAUGGGUUUGUUACAUUAUCCUCUGCUGAAGAUGCUAAUUGUAGUAUUGAAAAUUUACACAAGACUGAACUUCACGGACGUAUUAUUAGUGUUGAACGAGCUAAACGUGACAAUGGUUAUCAAGUGACAGCUAAAAGUUCUGAUUCAUUUAAAGUAAAUGAAAAUUCUGAAAAUGAUCUAAAAAUAAAAAAUAAUGAUGAAAAGAAAGAUAAACGAGAAGAAAAAAGAGAAAAGAGACCAGAAAUUACAAUUAAUGAUGUUAAAAAACAACCAGACUUGUCAACCCUUAAGCGUGUGUCAAAAAAUCAAAAUCAAGAUCCAAAACGUUCUAAAAUUGUGAUUGAAAGUGAUGAACAUAGAAAAGACAGAAGCAUUAAAAGUAAAAGCAAUGAACGUGAUAAAGAAAGAAUCAAAGAAUUAGAACGAGAAAGAGAACAUUUAGCAAGAGAAAAAAGAAAACAACAAGAGAUAUUAAACUUAACAAAAAUGAAAACUGAACGUGAAAUGCUAAAACAAAAAGAGCAUGAAAGAGCAAUGAGAGAAGAAGAGCGUAAGAGGCGUAUUGAAAAAGAACGCCAAUUAGAAAUUGAAAGAAAACAAAAAGAAGAAGCAAUACGCCUCGAAAAAGAAAGACAAAAACUUCGAAUUGAGCGUGAACGAAUUGAAAAAGAAAAGGCUGAACUUUUGCGUUUGGAGCGUGAAAAUCAACGUUUAGAACGUGAAAGAUUACAAAGAGAAAAGGAAGAGUUACGUAGAGCACAAGAAAAAUUAGAAGAAACAAAGCGCCAGGCAUUACUAAAGCGUGCUAUGCCCCUAUCUCCACCACUUCAAAGUAAAAGACAUUCUUCAUCAAAUUCAUCUCGAUAUGAAGAAAGAAAAGAACCAAUUCGUAGUUCUCGUAUCCAGCUUAGUACAGACUAUAUGAAUCAAGCUCCUCCGCCUCCUAACAUAACAUCAUCCAGACAUCGCUAUGAACAGCAUUCAUCAGAGUCUCGCCGUAUGAGGCCAUCACCAUCCCCUCCUCCGCCACCUGCUUCAAGACCUAAAGACUCUACUGUGAAUAUCAGAUAUGGUGCUCAACCAGCAACAGUACAUUACAGAAGCCGUGAUGUUCGAUCAGAUCGAAGAGAAGAAUCUCGUAGGAAAGAUUCAAGUAGUGGAAGUAGUAGCAGACAUGCUCAUUCACUAUAUGAUUCAAACAAAAGUUCCUAUGGAGGAUUAUCACGCAAUACUGAAGAUAAUAGCUGGUCAUCAACUGCAGUAAAGAAUUCUUAUGGCACAGUUGGUUCAAGCUCUGGAACUAAUAUGGUUAUAAGUUUGAGACCAGAUCCAUGGUCACAUAAUACUUUUCGAGAUAUGGAGACAAGCAUUUGGCAACGUCCAAGUCAACCACUACCUGAGAAGUGGAACAGUCCAUCAAGCAAUCCUUCAUCUAUGCCAAUAAGUGGACGUAGUUCUAGUAGUAACGCUUUGUAUGGUAAUAACCAUCAAGUUAUACCUAACAUGGGGUUAAACGUGCCAACAAACUACAGUGAUAGUAGAUUUGACAGUUACAAAAUGAGUGGCAUGUCACGCAAAUAUUAAAUACCAAGCAGUCAAUCAUAGCACAAAACAUUCCUGUAUUUGUGCUCUUUGUUUUUUUUUUUUUUUUUGAACAUUGGUCUGAAGAAUAUGAUCGUUAAAUUGUUCUAGUUUUAUUUUUUUAAGUAAAGUGAUUUAACUUCUUUGCACUUUUCAUACAUAUGUUAUUCAAAUAUAAAAUUAUUUGAUUUUUAGUUGAUUAUAAUUUUAAGGAUAUUUUAAUGUCUAAAUAUAGUUAAUUGCUCUUGUAUACAUUUUAUAUAAAAACUUAAAAUUCAUAACUUCUCAAAUUCUAUUUACCCAUUACAUUUAAAU
Molecule: messenger RNA, 3545 nt
Organism: Diuraphis noxia (Russian wheat aphid)
Lineage: Eukaryota; Metazoa; Arthropoda; Insecta; Hemiptera; Aphididae
Biological process (GO): regulation of transcription by RNA polymerase II; regulation of mRNA processing
Cellular component (GO): nucleus
Molecular function (GO): sequence-specific DNA binding; RNA binding
Source: RefSeq, a predicted model, not a curated record